Hymenoscyphus albidus is the source of this 9088-nucleotide messenger RNA. The record is from the annotation of a GenBank genome assembly. NCBI's taxonomy places the organism in Eukaryota, Fungi, Ascomycota, Leotiomycetes, Helotiales, Helotiaceae.
AUGGAUGGCGCGUACGGCGACGAGGAUGCUCCAAUUAGAGGAACUUUGUAAGUUUGUUUGCAUCGCUCCAUGACCUCACUUUUCGAUUCGAGUCCCGUUGGAGAAGGACUCGAGUAGCCUGCACAAUCAACAUUCAAAGCCCCUCGCUCAGAUCGGCGUAGACCAAUCAAUUGCUGACAUCUUCAGGGAGUAUGUCAUCAACCAUGUCUUUCUACCCCCACAGCUUCCGCAAACAAACGACACCGACCCCCAGAACGAAGCUGGCUUGACAAAGCUAUUUCACGAUACAUUAACGGAGUUCAUAGAUCUUCUCCCAGGAGAAGAUCAAAAUGACUGGAUCCCAAGCUCUGAAAUGCUAAAGGUGUUAAUUGAAGAGGAUGGCUCCGAAAGCCCACUCAGAAAUCUUGUUCAGCAGCUUGAUGAUAUGGACGAGAGAGGUGUGUGGCUUCUUUCCCAAACCAUUUUAAGUUGUUCUUUCCCAUUAAGACUGAUGAUACCCUAGAUUCCUUGGCUCUUCAUUCCACCCAACAUAAUGCAGGGCUUGUGGUCCGAAAGGGAUCAGAAAACUUCACAAUCGAAACCUUCGAGCUUUCGCCAACUAGUAAAUCUGUGACGCUCGCCCUCGGCAGACUCGUUCGCAGAUUUCCGGGACCUGUUAUCGCAGUUUCCCAUGCGCGGAUGCAGGAUCUUAACUUUCGACAAGCCCUCACAAAUUGUUCAUGAUAUAUUUACUGGCCACUGUCCUCCAACAAGCAGUGGUGAAUGAAGACAAAAGUGAUCGUAUUCAGGUGAUGUUAGCCAAGAUACAUCGGCGAUUUCAGAAAUUGGACCUCAUCAUCUGCGAUGAGGUACCCUGGGCUGAAGCAUCGUAUGAGUUCGUUACGGAAACUAUGGAAUCUGCGCGAAGCCUACUGGCAAGACGAUGGAGUACCGUUAAAAGAACAUCCGAGUCAGCAGGUACGUUCAAGCCAUCUGAGCUAAGAAGACUCAAGCCGCAAUUACAUACAAAACUUGAUAUUCCUUCGUUGCGACCGUAUUUGCAACGCCUUCACAGCAUUGCAAUUCAACCACGGGAUGGGAAAGCCUUUGACGGCAAGUGCAAUAAGCGUAGCAAUAGAGAAUCACUUUCUUUACCAGAUCUAGGGACACUUGUUCUUGCAUCGGAUGAAGAAAUACGACUUUGCUUGAUGGACCUCGAGCUCUGGGUUUCUAAGUCCCUUGGCUCAUGGCUGGACCGCCACAGGAACUCAGAGUCGGAGUUGGUGAAAUUGACCAACAUCAACUGGUAUAAGAUCAAGUCUGCUGCCGCAUAUUUGGGAUCCCCAGAAAAUAUUUCACUCAUGAUCUUAACCCUGUUUUUGCUAUGGACUGCACUCGAUCAAGCUGCUGUCUUCCACUACACCCUCCUGAAAAAGUUUGACCAUGGCUUCCCGGAUGGUUUGUUGGACUCACUCCUUUUACCUAAACGUCACCAGAUGGCCCAGCUGCGUGAUGCCGAAAAGAAUCUUAAUCAACGAAAGCUCAACUGCUUGCCCGCCAACCCUUCAAUAUUUAGCGAUAUCACGUCCCCGAAAAGUUUUGGGGCUCAAUAUUUUGACCAGUCUCUUAUGCACCAAGAGCUGAAAAGACGUAUCGAAUUGGAAGCUAAUAAGAAAGCCGAAGAGACGAAGGCUGAAUUGAGAAGACAGAAAGAGAAAUUCAAGCGCCUAAUGGCCGAGUCAAAUGCAUUGACAUGUGAGUACAAAAAACAGUGGUAUGGAAGAGGUAGAUUCCGAGAAGAGCGGACCGUUCACGAUGCAAGAUGCACCAAAUGUAAUUUGAGAGACGAAGCCCAAUCUCUUAAGGUUUAUAUCCACGAGUGGCCUCUGCCCUCAUCAGAGCCUGCCGCCAAAGCCGUGGUAUACGACUUAGAAGUUCCAGAACUGCUUCGCUGCUGGAGAUCAAUGACAUAUCAAAUACUUGCAGACGUGCUAAGUCCUACUGUACCUCCUGAGAACAGAGGAAAGGGCAUCGUUUUUGCCGAAUACGAGGACCUUGCAGAUUACUUUAAAUCAAUACGUGACAGACAUCAGUUCUGUUCAAUAAAGACGCCAUUUUCCAAAACCCAGCCAUAUCAGACCGUUGGAGAAGCAACGGAGGACUCUAUCUGCCGCCCCAACAACUUGAUCUUUGUCAUGCAGGACUCGAAAUCCAAAACGGCUACAACUGAACAACUCAAGAAGUUUGAUAUCCACGAAAGAUGUACUUUGAAGCUUCCACCAGGCUGUUAUGAAACACUUCAGUACGCCCUGGCUGGAACCAAUCAUACCCACAAUGAAGUCAUUGCGAAACAAGCGUUGUGUCCUCAGAGUUUAACUGUGCAUGAACUCCACGCCUUCACAGCAUUACGCCGUGGUUACAGAAUACAGGUAAUAUCGCUAAAUCCUUUUGUGAAAUGCAUAUACUGAAUAAGUGAGCUAGUAGAUUAAUAUUGCACGGGAACUUGCUGCAAGAACUCUGAUUUUCGGGGCAGAAGAGGUUCAUCUACUUGUGCUCCAAUCCUCCUUGCAAGCCGGGCCUUCUGGUAUGUCCACAUCUCUCUUCCCGUUACUCUUGCAUGCUAAUCUCUCUAUAGCUGGCGAGCAAGUCUCUCGACAGUCUCAUGUCGAAAUUGAAGAGGAAAGUUUCGGGAAAGACCUUCUUGAUACUUUGGAAUCAGGCUUGAAGUCAGUAGAAAGGAAUUGGCAAUUUGGUAAGGUUCUGUAGCCACCUUGACAUUCACUUCAUUAACAGUAAGCGUCCUUGUCCUAUAUUAUGGCUUAGCUGAUUCUCGCCAAGAUGCGACUCCUAACGAUCUCUCUCCACGACUCUAUCCGACGUCAGUGUCUGAAUUUACUCCAAAGACCGAGAGAUAUCACAAUAGAUUGGCUGCGAAGUGUUGACAAGCUCCUUCAUGAGUGUUCUGACGAAGAGGAAAUUGCUUACCUCACGCUUUGCGCUUUUGACUUAUCAUUAAUAUGUCAUUGCACCUUCGAUGUUGAUGCUCGCAUAAUGUCUUCUGUUCUCUCCACUGAACGAAAUGUGGCGAUCUUGGUGGAAACCAUCACUAUUGCAAAAGGCCAUUGGCCGGUGUCGAUGAAUGGGUUAACACCGCUGACCCGCACGCUUAUUUUUCGUUUUUACAGAACAUCUCACACGGUGGAACACGUCUUGAAGAGUCAUAUUCUGAACUCUCCAGGAGGCAUCAAUCAAGCGAUAAAACAACAUUGGGAGGGGUAUUCACCUGGGACGCCUUGGUCAUGCUUAGAUAAACCAGAGGAUCGAUGGCUGAAGACUGACACAGCGGGAUCAGAUAACAGUCCUCCUAUGACUGUCCAUUUCAAUACCUUGACUGGCGAGUUGCUGGUCAAUGGAGCCCCGUUGAGUCGAAUUCCCAGAGAAUAUGAGGCGCACCAAACUUAUCAAAGAUUGUUUGGGAACAAGAUUCUGGAAGUUUUUCCGUCUGGCAAGGGUUUGCAUUUCGAGACCAAGAACACCGUGUAUGGCUUUGAGGUACGAGUUUCGAUUCAUUAUACUGCGUUUUACUUUCAAAUUUCUGAAUUUCUGACCACAUAUCACGUUAUACUCGGCGCUGCGUUUUAAUGAACACCCGUUGAAAUUCUUGCCGGACCAAAGCUCACAAAAUUUACAGGUUCACUUCGCUCUAUUUGAAGAUGAAUUGAUUGUUAGAGCAGCCCAUGGCCAUGAGUUAUACGAGGUAAUCCCUCUCACCACUCUAGAGAACGACUUUCCACGCGCUUUUGUCAAAGAUUAUGUACAUUGGGUACAUCGUGGGACUGAUUCCAUUGAGUGGAGGCCGAUCGACACGAAAUGGACCCCUUCGUCUAAAAAUUGGCGAAUCUUAACACCUGAAGACCCACGGGAAAGCCGAUUAAUAUCAGGAGCUCAACAACUAAUAGAUAUCAAAAGUCCCACAGCCAACGCGGUAUACAAUUGGCUUCUUCCAAUCGAGAAACAAGGUAACAUCGUCAUCACCUACAACACUGAAACCAAAGAAACCGAAAUUCGUCUUCCAAGAUUGAAUUUAGACUUCGUUCUACGAAACAAGGGACUUGAAUCCAAGCAAUUUCGAGGAAUGAUUGUGGACACGAGCCAACACAAGGGAACUUUACAUGGUCUACAAAAUAAAUUGGUCUUGAAGGGUAUUCAAGAAAAUUCGAGAAUUGUCAUCAUUCCGCAAGGCAAUAUCUCAUAUUCUCGAACUGGGCACCACCUCAAAAUUCUUAUCGACACAGGAGAAAAUGAAAAAGUCUCUUACCACCAGUAUUUGAUCGAUAAAGACCUUGGUCAGCUAACCGACAGUGGAAACCUCAGCAGCCGCUUGUUUAAGUUAUACCUGCAUGCUCUGACUUCACACUGUCUCCCCGAUACUCUCACUUCGAGAACGGGGACUGAAGAGGCACUACAUGGGUUGAGGCUCGCAAGCACCCGUUCCUUCAUCGCCUUAAACCAGGAGCAGAUUGAGCGAUUGAAGCUCCUUGCAAGGCUUACGCCUAUGCGUGACUAUGCCCCAAAAGGACAUAAAUUUAUGCAAACAGUAACCUGGGACAAGGAUCUAUCCCAGUUAUCUCAGCAUGAAGAGUUUGUUGUGGAGUCUCAUCGUAUCGUCGCUCAAGCUCAGUCUUUCCGAAAAUUUACUUCUACCCCAUCAGACGAAAAAUACAGUGUCGAAGGAAGAGGAGCAAGUGAGCUCCGAGCUCGAGCUGGGAUGCGCAAUGCAUUGUUUCGCGUACAUCCCUUUGGAGCUGAGAAGUUCAACGCAAACAGCGACGUGGCCUAUUCCGACGCCAGAGACUCGAUCAUCAACAGCGCUCGUGAGCAUGAUGCGUACAACAUCUCCGUCAUGGUUGAUGGAUGGAGUUGUAAUCUUGAACCGUACAACGAUCUUUUGGAGGAGAUUCGACGCUGGGACAGUACGGUAUGUGGGCCACAAAACCAAUUCGAGUUCAACAUCGACUUCAAACACUUGUUACUGAGACAGAUGAACCGCUGGUAGAUACGGAAUCUCAAAAGCUAAAGUCGCUACUAGCGAAGCUUUCGAAAUCGGCAAAGGGUUCCUAUCAACAGAUGUACCUCCGUGAUUUACGUAAAAGUCGCCAUGCCCUUCUUGAAAAUGUCCCUCCAAGAUAGCAAAUAACAGGAAAUAACCAAGCUUUUCUUAAGACUCAUCUGAUUCGAUGCAGAAACGAGGCGGAUGAAAUGUACAAGAAGAUAUAUGCAAGGCUUGUUGUUUCUGGUAGGUCGAGCCUUGUCCCUCAAUACCGGAGUUCCCAAGUACAGACCUGUUCUAUGGACGAAUUUCUGACAGACUCUAGGUAUACCUCUUUACGAAAGUGCUCUUAGAGCUUCAAUACUCCCACGCUUGUCGCCAAGCAUUCUCAUAGGUCUACUUGCUCGAUUCAAUGCCGUGCAAUUGACCCCGGCGUGGAAAACGGCCAUAGUUUAUUACGCCAUGGCUCUUGCGAAUAUACAGAAGGCGGAGCGACUUGUAGCAUGUGGAAAGAGAGACGUGGAUAUCCUGAACGAGCUAACGAAUGUCGGCCACGCGAACUGGGAUCCGAUGGAAUUUCCUGAAUGGCUCCUGUUGGAGUUAGAGAGUAAUAUUCUCAUCCGACCAGAACAAGCUCAGAUUGCUCGCGAGAUGAUCGCGCCUCGGUCUGGAACAAACGCAAUCAUGCAACUCAAUAUGGGCUUAGGGAAGUCGUCGGUAAUUGUUCCACUCGUUUCAGCAACUCUGGCGGAUGGUUCAAAGCUCGCCAGAGUUAUUGCUCUAAAGUCGCUCACCGAGCAAAUGUUUCAGCUCUUGGUCAAGAAAUUAGGUGGACUAAUCGGCCGACGCGUUUAUCGACUACCAAUAUCUAGAUCAUUGAGGCCAUCUUUGUCUUCCGCGGUGUUGAUACAAAAGACCUAUGAAGCAUGCAUGACCUCUGGAGGAAUCCUUCUCGUGGAGCCUGAAACACUUUUGUCUUUUGAACUUUUGGGUCUCGACUAUUUGUUAUCUCGGGAAAUGAAUCCGCCUGAGCCUGAAGCGAAUUUGAUACCAGUCAAAGAAGACAAUAACGAAGACAUUCAGGGAUCGAUGUACGAUACAGGCCGCCAACUGGUACAUACCCAAAGUUGGCUUUACACGAAUGCCAGAGAUGUACUUAAUGAAUCUGACGAAAUAUUAAGUGUCAAAUUCGAGCUCAUCCACACACUCGGUAUUCAACAAAAUAUUUCCUUUAGCCCAGAUCGAUGGGUCGCUAUCCAACACGUCCUGGGUGUAGUCUCUGAGCUUGCUAGAGAGGUAUCCAUCGACUUCCCCCAAGGCAUUAAAGCUAUUGAAGGAAAGGCUGGUGCAUUCCCCCGCGUUCGAAUAUUGGAGGAAACAGGUGGCAAAUCUCUUCUCAAUAAGGUUGCACGCUCUAUAUGCAGAGACGGAAUGUCUUCUUUAGCAAUUUGGACCUAUAGCCAGGAAGAAAGAGAGGUUAUAUUCGAGUAUAUCACAAACCUUCAAAUCACAAAGGAGCGAGCAGCAAUACUCGAGACCAAGGUGUUCCAAACCAACUUUACCAAGAUGACUCUGCUUUUGCUUCGGGGGAUGUUCGGGGUAGGUGUGUUGGAAUUUGUCUUCGCCAAAAAGAGAUGGCGCGUCAAUUAUGGUUUAUCACUUUCACGGUCAAUGCUUGCGGUGCCAUACCACGCCAAGGACAAUGUGGGUAGAAGUUUCCCUUGCGAAAUUGUGUUGAAGGCUACAAUGGCGCACUUGCUAAUCAUUUAAAUACUUAGCCAAGCGCCCGAUCAGAAUUUUCCCAUCCCGAUACUGCCACAUGUCUAACGUGUCUUUCAUAUUACUAUGAGGGACUUACGGAUGCACAAAUUCGCGCGAGUUUUGAAGAAUUAUUCCUUUCUGAUUAUGCAGAGGAAGAUUACUCGCGCUGGAUCCAAAGAUGCGAGGUUAUGCCAAAUGAAUUCAAGCAGUUAGCUGGAAUAAAUCUUCGAGAUAAGCAGCAAUGCUCCCAAGAACUCUUUCUUUGGCUUCGCUACUCAAAGGGACUCAUCGACUACUAUUUGGAACAUCUUGUGUUCCCGAAAGAGAUGAAAGAAUUUGGCAACAAACUCUCCUCAUCUGGUUGGGUAAAACGCCCCCAGUCGUUAAAAUUGGCUCCGCUAACGUACAAUUGAUAGGAAAUUGCUCGACAAAAGACUCACCCUACCACAGGUUUUAGUGGCACCAAUGACAGCAAAUACAUGUUACCGACUCCUAUAAAGCAAUGUGAACUCCCAGAGCAACUGUCCACUAACGCGGAUGUCUUGACGUGCAUGCUCCGACCAGAAAACAAGUACGACACCACGCAUUUGGAAUCUCUGGAUGUCUCUUCCCUUCUCGAUGUUGCAGUCACGAUGGAUCCCUCUAUUCGCGUCGUGCUUAACGUAGAGGCUCAGCUCCUGGAAGAUAAUGAAAAGAUUGCAUCGCUCUGGUUAGAAAAGGUUGAUCUCAAUGAUGCUGAUGCGGUGAUAUUCUUUCAUGAGAAUGAUUUGUUUGUGGUCAACCGCGAAGGACACAAAGAGUCAUUGCUAGUCUCUCCAUUUUUGAAACAAAUGAAAAGAUGCCUUGUGUACCUCGACGAGGCCCACACGCGAGGUACUGACUUGAAGAUGCCUCCUGACUAUCGUGAAAUUUGUACUCUGGGCCCCGAUCUCACUAAAGAUAGACUUGCGCAAGGUACGUACACUUUUGACUAUUUAUUCUUCUCCGAAGCCCCCUCCCCCCUUGAUUCAGCGACACAUCAAUGAUGAUUUUGAUUUGUGGAGACCUCUGAGAAAAUUCCGCAACUAGCGAAUCUCAUGUUUUUGCAUUUGUUUUUUCAACAUCUAAACUUUUGCAUUGAAUCAUCUUUUCAAUUGUCUUACACCAUAGAACUAACCUCUGGCUUUUUUUAGCAUGCAAGCGCCUACGAAAACUCGGAAAAGGACAAUCUGUGGUUUUCGUAGCACGCCAGAAGUGCAGACCAAGAUCCUUCACUGUUGUGGUAAGAAUAAUGCAGAAUUGAUUGGAGUUGAGGAUGUGCUACUUUGGACCAUACAAAAUUCCUGGGAAUUCACUAAAAGGGGCGUGCCACUUUGGGCGACCCAAGGCAUGAGACAUUAUCGACGUGCAGUUGCUUGCGACCUAUCCGGAGACGAACCACAAAUACCAAUGGGGAUUUUAGAAAAAGAGGCCAUGACGCUUGACGAGCGAUAAGGCCUUGACAGAAAGUCGUUGGAGGAAGGAGUGGUUUGCCGGGGUCGGUUUGCAAGCGUGGAGAACCUGGCACGCGCUGAACUUGCAUCCGUUCGAGCCAAGUGUCGAGAAUUCGAACUUGGUGACUUCGGUGAUUCUGAUCUCCACGAAGAGCAGGAGCGUGAGCUGCACCCAGAGAAUGAACGAGAGCAACAAGUUGAAGCACCUCCUCCCGCGCGGCCCUAUGUCCACAAAUUGCACGACAACAUCCGACGACUCGUCAACAGCGGCCGGCUGUUGUCUGAUGAUGGUAUUUUACCAGCCUUCAAAGUAUUUGACCUUACUCGUACUCGAGAGUUGCUGGACGUCGACAAUUGGCCCAGAAAUCUUUUAAUAUCUCAAGGUUUCUACCACACAGUCCAAAUUCCCAACGAGGGUAAUAAAGACUCAUUUUUGAGACCGGUCAACUGGGUUUUAUCAUUCCAAAAUGUAAAUCAACAGCCCAUGUACUUAAUUCUCAGCCCGUUUGAGGUACAGGAGUUGUUGCCAUUCAUGAGAGGUUCAGAAUAUGUCCGUCUUGACGUGUACACUCCUCGGCUCAGUCUUUCAAAUCGCAGUCUGGAAUGCUUAUCUUUCUGCUCGAUUCCUCCUGUUCCUGCGCAUUGGACUAUUCCAGAGAUAUCCACACAUUUGAACUUAUUUUCUGGUCAAUUGUAUCUUCGCGACGAAACAGAAUACCGGACCCUGUGCCGCUUCCUCGGACUGAGAUUUAAACAUCCGUAUCAGGGCGUGGAAGUAGGAGGUGAUGGUUUCAUCUCUCCAGGCAGUCGGCGAUUGCAAGAUUAA